This is a messenger RNA of Striga asiatica, 450 nucleotides long. The record is from the annotation of a GenBank genome assembly. NCBI's taxonomy places the organism in Eukaryota, Viridiplantae, Streptophyta, Magnoliopsida, Lamiales, Orobanchaceae.
AUGAGCUCUUGCAGUCGGGCCUUGAGUUCGGGCCCGUGGCGCCCGCCGCUCUUCGAAUUCACGAACACCACCGUCGGCCACUCGGCCGGAUCCGCCUCCUCUUGCAGCCGGACCGCGGCGGCGGCGGCGGCCUCGCCGCCGCUCCUCUCCCGGAUCGCCUCCCUCAUGGCAAGCCGUAGGUACCCGGGGAUCGUGACCUUCCGCCGGAGCUCCUCCUUGUUGACCCGAACGCCGGCCAGCGUGAAGCCGCGGAGGGAGUCGAUCACCGACGUGCGGCCGGAGGCCGAGCUGCUGGUCGGCGCGCCGAAUUCGGUGAUGGGAGUUUAUUGUGGUGUAAAUGACGGGAACGCCCUGGACGGUUCGACCCAACCGCUCACGGCGAAUCGGUCUCGUUUUCGGCUUCUUUUUCUGCCGUCCUUAGUGGGGAACCUGGGAAGGAAUUUGAUAUAA